This is a messenger RNA of Sitophilus oryzae (rice weevil), 2093 nucleotides long. RefSeq names its product facilitated trehalose transporter Tret1-like. The transcript is spliced from 7 exons. The record is from RefSeq and is a predicted model, not a curated record. The coding region runs from base 295 to 1914 and encodes 539 amino acids. Lineage: Eukaryota; Metazoa; Arthropoda; Insecta; Coleoptera; Curculionidae. Gene Ontology annotation, molecular function: transmembrane transporter activity. Gene Ontology annotation, cellular component: membrane. Gene Ontology annotation, biological process: transmembrane transport.
UUGAGGCCAAUACCACCCAAUAGCGUCAAAAGUUGAAGGGAACUACCACAAGCUACAAUACCAUCUCUCGCUAUUUAAAAAUAAAAACCUUCAGUGCAGUCUUCGACGCGCGAAAGCGAACAAUUCCAUUCAUGGAACAUUAUAUUCAAAUUAUUUUAUUAGGUUAGCGACAUCGGAUGGCUUACAUUUUAAACAAUAAUGUGGUGAUUAUAUUAUAGUGUUACAAGAAAUAGUUUGUGUGCAGGUGUAGGAUUCUUAAUAAUUUUGGAGAAAGCUGAUAAUUACAACUUAAUUAUGACAAACGAAAGUAAAUCGCCGGAAAAUUCCAGUAGAGAUGUAACAACAUUAAGACGAAUAUUACCACAAAUUAUAGCCGUAACAGUUAAAAAUAGUUUACUGCUAGCGUAUGGAAUGACUAUUGGAUUUCCCACUAUUUUAAUUCCAAACCUGUCAGGUGGGAAUCCGAAAGAAAAAAUUGUUUUAGGAACGGAAGCAAUCUCUUGGAUUGGAUCUGCCAAUUUUUUAGUUGUUCCAUUAGGCUGCCUGUUUUCGGGAAUCGCUACCCAACCAAUAGGUCGCCGGAAAGCUAUGCAGAUUUUUACGCUUCCUUUUCUAGCUUCGUGGUUACUUUUCCAUUUUGCCUCACACUCUUGGGAAGUAUUUUUUGCUUUAUGUUUGACAGGCUUAACAGGGGGUCUUCUAGAAGCACCGACACUAACGUAUUUAGCUGAAGUUACUACACCGAAUCUACGAGGGGUGUUGGCCUCUACUUCCACAGUCGCUAUCAUUGCCGGAAUUCUGAUAGAGUUUUUACUGGGCACUUUUAUGGAUUGGCGAACGGUAGCUCUGGUAAGCUGUAUAGUGCCAAUUUUGUCAUGUGUGUGCUUGUUUUUUGUUCCGGAAAGUCCAUAUUGGCUGAUUUCUAAAAAUAGAUUCGAAGAAGCCCAGAAAAGCACUGCUUGGUUAAGGGGAUGGUUGGAAAUAGAAGAAGUAGAACAUGAAUUCAAGGAGUUGUGUGAACAGCUGAAGAAAAGUGGCACAAGCCGAAAUACGUUCUCUGCUGAAAACAGGGGCUUUAUAGAGAAAUUAAAAAAAGCAAAACAAAAUUUGACCAUGUACACUAAGAAACCGUUUCUGUGGCCAUUUAGUUUGGUGUCGCUCACGUUUGCCUUGGGCCAUUUUUCAGGGAUGACCACUCUUCAGACGUAUGCAGUUAACAUAUUUGCCACUUUAAAGGCUCCCAUAGAUAAGUACUAUGCUACAAUUAUUCUUGGUAUCGCAGAAGCUCUUGGUUGUAUCCUGAGUUCUAUGUUAGUGCAUUUUGUUGGUAAAAGAAAAAUGAAUUUCCUUUCACUGUUGGGCACAGGGAUUUGCUUUUUUAUCGUAGCGACAUAUGCUCACUUAAUUAAUGUUAACAGUCUAAAAAUUGUUACAAAAGAUGAGAAUUUAGAUGUAGAAGGACAAAGCUGGCUGCCCUUGACGUUUCUGGUAGGAGCUGCAUUCUUUACUCAUUGUGGUAUUAGAAUUCUGCCGUGGAUGCUUAUAGGUGAAGUAUACUAUAGCAAGAUCAGAGCCACUGCCAGCGGUUUUUCAGGAGCGAUGAGUUAUAUCUUUGGGUUUCUUGCCAACAAAAUAUUUUUUUCCAUGAUAUCGGCACUUACUUUGCCAGGCACGUUCUGGCUUUAUAGUGCUGUCUGUAUGCUAGGACUUCUACUUCUGUAUUUCCUAUUGCCGGAAACAGAAGGCAAGACAUUAUACGAAAUAACUGAACAUUUUGCGGGCCGCAAUAAACUUAACAAUAAGGUUCAUAAUUUUGUCAGAGUGAAGACAAAUCGCGAGAAACAAUUGGAUAAUGGAGUGGAUAACAAAGCUUUCGAUGAGGAUAGUAGCCACGAAAUAAAUACUAAGUUUUGAAUACGAGUCCGUAGAAAUAGAAAAGUAAUUUUAAUUAAAUACCUAGUAAUGUACUGUGAUAACUAUUUCAAUUCAUAUUUUUGUGCAUAUAUUUAAAUAGUUUAUGCUGCAAAGAUGGUAAAUAAUGUUUUUGUUUUAUUUAUCCAGACUAUUCUUAUUUUUAUAUAAUUAUUAAAGCA